CAGAGACAAACCUCAGAUCCUGGGAAUAGGAUCACAUAAAUAAUUCCUCCUUAAAACAACCACCAUAUCUCACUCUUUUUGUUCCCCAAUCUACAACGUAAGAAUAUGCCUAAUCUCUCCUCUCGAUCUCUCUCUUUUUCUCCCCCCUCUCUCUACAGUUCUUCAUGUCUUGAUUGAAUGGAAAGCCAAGUCUCUCUCUCAUACACCAAAGUGUGAAUGUGAAGACAACGACAACAAUAAUACCCAGAAAGUGUUCCUUCAAGAGCCAGCAAAAUCCAUACCUCUGGUUAAUUCCUGAAUAUUCAUUCUCUUCAAUACCAUCGUAGCCAUUCUCAAAAUUUUGUAUUUUGCGGUUCCUUUGAUCUGGGUAUUUCAGCUGAGACGGGGUUGAGCUUUCGUGCUAUAUACGAGUGUUGCAUUGGACCGUUUAAUUUCUAGGUUUCCCCGGUUGGGUAUUCUGUCGGAUCUCGAAAGACCAUGGCAUUGUUCCGCAAGUUCUUUUACCGGAAGCCGCCGGAUGGACUCUUGGAGAUCUCUGAAAGGGUUUACGUCUUUGACAGCUGUUUCACUACGGAUGUUUGGGAAGAAGAUGAGUAUAAAGUCUACAUAGGAGGAAUAGUUGGUAAACUCCGUGAACACUUCCCUGAUGCUUCAUUCAUGGUCUUCAACUUCCGAGAAGGAGAGAACCAAAGCCAGAUUAGUAACAUAUUGUCCGAGUAUGAUAUGACGGUGAUGGAUUAUCCACGACACUAUGAAGGCUGCCCGUUGCUCACAAUGGAGAUGAUCCACCACUUUUUAAGAUCAAGUGAAAGCUGGUUGUCACUUGGGCAACAAAAUUUGCUCUUAAUGCACUGUGAACGAGGUGGAUGGCCGGUUUUGGCUUUCAUGUUGGCUUCUCUAUUGAUUUACAGGAAGCAGUACACCGGGGAACAAAAAACUCUGGACAUGAUUUACAAACAAGCACCUCGGGAACUUCUGCAGUUGAUGUCACCACUGAAUCCAAUGCCUUCACAACUGAGGUACCUUCAGUACGUCUCCAGACGAAAUGUCGGCUCAGAAUGGCCUCCAUUGGAUAGGGCUCUUACAUUGGACUGCAUUAUUAUGAGAUUCCUUCCUAAUAUGGAUGGAGAAGGUGGUUGUUGUCCAAUAUUUAGGAUAUACGGACAGGAUCCUUUUAUGGCUGCUGAUCGGACAACCAAAGUUCUGUUCUCAACUCCAAAGAAGAGCAAAAUUGUUCGACACUACCAGCAGGCAGAUUGUGAACUUGUUAAAUUCGACAUCCAUUGCCAUGUCCAAGGUGAUGUUGUUCUUGAGUGCAUUAGCCUGGAUAAUGAUCUGGAACGUGAAGAGAUGAUGUUUCGAGUUAUGUUUAAUACUGCCUUUAUACGCUCAAAUAUUUUGAUUCUUAACGGGGACGAAAUUGACAUCUUAUGGAAUGCCAAGGAUAAGUUUUCUAAGGAUUUUAGAGCAGAGGUUCUUUUUUCGGAGAUGGAUGCUGCAAAUUCUCUUAUUUCAAUUGAUUGCCCUGGAAUCGAGGAGAAAGAAGGCCUUCCAGUGGAAGCAUUUGCUAAAGUACAAGAGAUUUUCAAUAAUGUAGAUUGGCUUGAUCCCAAGGUAGAUGUAGCAUUGAAUGUGCUGCAACAAAUCAAAGAAUCAGAUUUUCUUCAGGAAACAUCAAAAAACAUUUCUGUGCCUACUGCAGAAGGUAUUUCGUUGCCGGAUUCCACUCCAGAAAAUCAAAAAUCAGAAUCAAAGGCAUCAAAGGCUCAGGGGAAACAACCUAUGCAAUCUUUUGAAUCAUGUCUAGAUUCUGAUUCAGUUAGGAAGAAGAUUGAACCUCAAGAGUUACAGGUUGCACUCCAACGGCCUGCACAAUCUAAGAUCAUAUCCCAAAGAGGACGUCCCACUUCCCUAUCAGCUCCGGCUUCUUCACAAGGCUCACCUGUCAAUAUAUCAAGAUACCACAGUGCGCCAUCGGCCCUUGGCAUUACAGCUUUGUUGCAAGAUCAUGCUGCGUCUAAUAGUGAAGUAGUCAAGCAUGCAGUGACAAUGGCUUUACCUUCUCCCGCUCAUUCUAUUUCAAAUAUAGCUAAACCUGUACGGCCAACAAAAGAACCCACUCCUUCAAAGCUAACAACUUCACAUGCCUCUUUCUCAUUACAGUCUUCAAUUGAUGCUACAAAAGAACCCACUCCUUCAAAGCUAACACCUUCACAUGCCCCUUUCUCAUUACAGUCUUCAAUUGAUGUUACAAAAGAACCCACUCCUUCAAAGCUAACACCUUCACAUGCCUCUUUCUCAUUACAGUCUUCAACAAAUGUUCCUAUAAAUUACGGAAAAACUUCUGCAGCUUCUCCAUCUCAGUUGAAGCCUCUAUCAAUUUCAAGUGCCAAAGAUUCUUCACCUACUCAACAUCCUGGGACCACAAUACAGUCAUCAAUACCUCCUCCCUACUCUCCUCCACCCCCUCCUUUUUAUGGGGCAUCUCCAUCCGAUGCUCUCAAGAGUUCUUGUUCAAUCCCCCCUUCUCCUCCUUUUUCUGAGGUAUCUCCAUCUUCGUCUAUCAAGAACUCAUUUUCAGCUCCCCCUCCUCCGCCUCCACCCUCUUCUUUGCCGGAAACACCCUUGACUUCCACAAUAAAAAACUCAUUUUCAACUCCCCCACCCCCUCCUCCACCUCCUCUUUCAGAAACACCACCAUCAUUUCUCAAGACCUCACUUUCAGGUUCCCCUCCUCCUCCUCCUCCACCCCCUGCUAUUCCAUCUUCAAAUGCUUGUGCUGUUGAUUCUGCGCCGUGUGUGAAGAACGCAGCAGUUACAUCUGCUUCCCCACCGCCUCCACCUCUUCCACAUUCUGGGCCUGCCUCAGGUCCUACUAAAAUAUCUUCAGCACCAUCCCCACCACCACCGCCACCACCUUCCCUUCCUCCUAAUUCUGCCAUGAAGGAUUCUUCCUCAAAGAAUUCUGCCCAUGCUCCUCCUGUACCUCCUCCUCCAGCUCCCUUUGCCAAAGCUGGCAGUGCCUCUCCACAGUCUCACUCUAGAGCUAGUGCUGGAAAUGUGCCUCCAAUUCCUGGACCACCUUCCGGUGCUACAUUAAGUUCAAAGGUGGGCGUAUCACGUUCAAGUCCCAGAAAUCAGGCUCCUCCUAAAAAGUCCAAUCUUAAGCCGUAUCAUUGGUUAAAGUUGACAAGAGCGAUGCAAGGAAGUUUAUGGGCUGAAGCGCAGAAAACUGAUGAAGCUUCCAAGGCUCCAGAUUUCGACAUGUUAGAACUUGAGAGUCUUUUCUCAGCAGCUGCGCCAAAUUCACAACAAGGAAGAACAGGUGGAAAAUCGAAUCGCCUCGGCUCUGGAUCAAAGUCUGAAAAAGUUCAGCUGAUUGAGCUAAGGCGGGCAUAUAAUUGUGAAAUUAUGCUUACUAAAGUUAAAGUCCCUUUGCCUGAAUUGGUGAGUUCAGUCCUUGCGUUGGAUGAAUCAGCACUAGAUGUUGAUCAGGUUGAGAAUCUCAUAAAGUUCUGUCCAACGAAAGAAGAGAUAGAUUUGCUAAAGGGUUAUGGUGGAGAUAAGGAAAACUUGGGGAAAUGUGAACAGUUUUUCUUAGAAUUGAUGAAAGUGCCGCGGGUGGAGUCAAAGCUGAGAGUUUUCUCCUUUAAGAUACAAUUCCAUUCUCAGGUUUCCGACCUUAGAAAUAAUUUGAAUAUUGUCAAUUCUGCAUCUGAAGAGACCAGAAAUUCGGCCAAGUUGAAAAGAAUCAUGCAAACCAUUCUUUCCCUGGGUAAUGCUUUGAACCAUGGAACUGCAAGAGGCUCUGCAAUUGGAUUUCGAUUGGAUAGUCUCCUCAAACUCACUGAUACGCGAGCCCGGAAUAACAAGAUGACUCUCAUGCAUUAUCUUUGUAAGGUGCUUGCUGAAAAGUUGCCAGAACUUCUUGAUUUUCCAAAAGAGCUUGAGAGUUUGGAGGCUUCAACAAAGAUACAAUUGAAAUAUUUGGCGGAGGAAAUGCAGGCCGUUAGUAAGGGGCUGGAGAAAGUUGUACAGGAAUUGUCUGCCUCAGAAAAUGACGGUCGUGUUUCGAAUGAAUUUUGCAAGAUUUUAAAGGAGUUUCUUAGCUAUGCUGAAGCUGAAGUGAGGUCUUUGGCUUCACUUUAUUCUGGUGUGGGUAGAAAUGCAGAUGCAUUGGCUCUUUAUUUUGGGGAAGAUCCAGCCCGUUGCCCAUUUGAGCAAGUCGUAUCUACCCUGCUCAACUUUGUGAGGAUGUUUGUACGAGCACACGAAGAAAACUGCAAAUACAUUGAGCUCGAAAAGAAGAAAGCACAGAAGGAGGAAGAAAAUGAGAAGCAGGUAGCGUUGGGUGCUUCCAAAAAGGAGUCCGUAAACCUGAUGCGGACUACCAUCAAGAGUGAUGGUGUAGCUAGCUGAGAGAUUUUAUUUUUAUUUUUAAGUGUGAUGCUGGAGCUGCAUGCAUAUAUGGAGUCCUAUUCAAUGAGCCCGGCCUUCUGAUCAUAUGCUGAUCUUCGGAAAUUUUGCAGUGAAAUUUUCCGUUAAGAGUUGUGACAACCCCACCUGAUCUUAUCCCCCUUCCUAGCUAGCUCGUUUCUAAUUCCAUCAUUAAUAUUUUAUCUGCAUGUAUAUUUUUUGGAUGUUAGGAUGUAAAUGUCGAUAUAUAUACACAUAUAUAGAUAGAUCAUUAAUGUUACGAAUAUAUGACUAGAAAUUAAGGGCAAUAUUUCAUCUUUCUGAAAA
Messenger RNA from Juglans microcarpa x Juglans regia, 4743 nucleotides. RefSeq names its product formin-like protein 18. Lineage: Eukaryota; Viridiplantae; Streptophyta; Magnoliopsida; Fagales; Juglandaceae. The record is from RefSeq and is a predicted model, not a curated record.